AAUCCAUUACAAAAAGGCACACUAGCCACUCAAUUUGCUCAUAUUUCUCCAAUCCGAUCUCAUCUGAAGGAGACCAAACAACUACAAUCUGCUGUGAUGCUGCGCUGUUUCAGGUGUUGCGGUGCAAAGAACGAGCAGCCGGCUGAUCAUGGUGGAAGGUGGCGAAGCAAGAGCAAAAGCAACGAUGAAAUCCUGACAGAUGCCAGCACCUUCUCCGUGAAAGAGCAACAGAGGAACCUGGAGAAGGCGCUGGAGGAGGAGAAGAAGGCAAGCAGGGAGGCGAAGAAGGUCGUCGAGUGGGUAAAGCAGCAGUCUGCAAGGAUGGAGGCUUUGGAGUAGUAGUAGUCUCAUCAUCUGGAUGCAUAUCUGUUCUUUUCCAUCUUUAAAUCGGUCGAGAGAUUAAUUGUUUCUCUUAGAUGAAUAAUGUUUUUAGGUACCCCAAAAAAAGCUGCAGAAUAAUACUACAGAAGAUCAGCCUAAAAGAUUUCAUAAUUACCUAAAAAUUGUGAGAAUGAAGAUCCAACGCAAAAGAAGUAGAGUUUAAUGCA
Molecule: messenger RNA, 548 nt
Organism: Zingiber officinale
Lineage: Eukaryota; Viridiplantae; Streptophyta; Magnoliopsida; Zingiberales; Zingiberaceae
Exons: 1
Coding region: 97-339 (80 amino acids)
Source: RefSeq, a predicted model, not a curated record